This is a messenger RNA of Strongylus vulgaris, 528 nucleotides long. Lineage: Eukaryota; Metazoa; Nematoda; Chromadorea; Rhabditida; Strongylidae. The record is from the annotation of a GenBank genome assembly.
UUGCAGUCUGAGUCGGUGGUCUCAUCGGAUGUGUUCUUAAAAACUCUCGUAAAAAUUGCAAAUGACUCGCAGGAAUGUUCCGAAGACGCAGGUGAUCCAACAGAUGCUAUAAAUCUUGAUGUGUGUCGAGGUGAAGUAGCACGACUAGAGGAAAAGAAAGGGAUUAUUGAAUUCAAAGUUAUUGGGAAUUCUUUCGAGCCUUUUCAAAGUCGCGAAACGAUGGUCUCCUUGCUGCAGCUGCAAAGCUUGUUCUCAGUACAACUUCCGAAAAUGCCUAAAGAGUACAUAACUCGUCUUGUUUUUGAUGAUAGACAUAGAAGUAUGGUUCUUCUCAAAAAAGGGAAAGGCGUUAUUGGCGGCAUAUGUUUUCGACCUUUUCCUACUCAAGGAUUUAUCGAGAUCGUGUUUUGGAAAGGCGUUAUUGGUGGCAUAUGUUUUCGACCUUUUCCUACUCAAGGAUUUAUCGAGAUCGUGUUUUGUGCAAUCACAGCAAAUGAACAGGUUUCUAACGAUUAUUUCCGAUUUUAA